UCGAAAUUUUGCUCGGCGUCGUAUUCACCAAAAUUAGUCCAAAUUUAGUCACUUAAUUCUGUCCAUAUUAGUUUUGUCCCAUUUUUAUUAUUGUUAAAUAAAUCUUUAUAUUGUCAGUAAAAUGCCUACCGAAGAAGAUGUGUUGAAGAUUCGCUCUAAAUUAGAGAAAAUGAUCUCGACGAAUACAACGGAUCAUUCAUCUGCAGGGGAUUUACUAAAGUCUCUGCAAGAUUUGCCAAUGAAUCUCGAUGUUUUGCAGAAAACAAGAAUUGGCAUCACAGUUAACAGCUUUAGAAGGACAUGCAAAGAUGAAGAAGUAAUAUCACUAUCAAAAAACCUUAUCAAGAAUUGGAAAAAACUUCUUCCAGAUUCUGCAAAAUCAGAGAAAAAGGAAAAGGGAUCAAGUAAAAAUGGUGAUUCUAUGGACACAGCUGAUGAUGCCGAGAAGUCAACAUCAGAGGAAAAUAGUCGGCGGUCUUCAACCUCGGCAACAGACACCAACGACCCUGUGAGAUUAAAAUGCCGUGAGCUGCUCACAAAGGCACUCAAAACAGAUGACGAGAAGCCAGGCCAGCUAGACCCUGAAGAACUGAGUGCAGCAAUUGAAGAUAAUAUAUUUAAUGAGUUUAAGAAUACUGACACAAAGUACAAGAACCGUGUUCGAAGUCGUGUGGCAAAUCUGAAAGAUGUUAAAAACCCGGAACUGAGAGCAAAUGUGCUGUGUGGGCUCAUCCCAGCAGACAGGAUGGCAAAAAUGACUGCAGAGGAGAUGGCAAGUGCACAUAUGAAUGACUUGCGGGCGAAAUAUACAAAGGAGGCAAUUGAUGACCACCAGAUGGCGAAAACAGGCGGCACUGUCACAGAUCUGUUCAAGUGUGGCAAGUGUGGUGGUAAAAGAUGUACAUACAACCAGGUUCAAACAAGAAGCGCUGAUGAACCUAUGACCACCUUCGUGUUUUGUAAUGAUUGUGGAAACAGAUGGAAGUUCUGCUGAGGUGGUGGUCCACACUUUGGAGAAAAUAGCCUGUAAAUUUUCAGAGUCAUCCGGAGAACUGCUGGAUUAAGCCUGAACUUUGAUAUAUUAUCAAACAAGACUUCAGCUUACUUUCAAACGGUCAAACAUGGACUUCCAGAAACAAGAAUGAUUGCAUAUUAAUAUAACAACGUUCAUUAUAAACGUAAUUUAUGUGAUGACUUGAAGUGUAACUGUGUCUAGUGGCUGUAUAUAGCUAGACUUUGAUAGAUAACUGCAGUGUCUGUGCAAAUGUAGCUGUAGCUGUGCUUACUGGCUCUAAGAUUAGAAUGAACAGUGUUUUCGGGUUAUGAAAUGUUUAUACAGUGGUUUUCACUGCAAACUAUUAUGUAAGAAAUAUGUUCAUAUAUACUUGUUUAGAUUGAUCCUAGAUUGUGUGAGGCAUUUUAUCAUAUCAUUGUCAUAGUUCAGUUAAUGAGCAUUCUAACCUUCAACAAUAUUAGAAUUUGCAUGUUGUGCUAAUUUCCACUUCUAAAAAAAAAAAAGCUAAAUUCUGAAGAGCACAUGGUGAAUGGAUGCUGUUAAAUAUGUUGCCUGAUAAGAUGUUUCAUAAAAAAAGAUAAGUAAUGAUAUUUUUGUGUGCACAUAAGAUAAUUUGCUAUUCAUUUAAACUAAAUAUUUUGCCAAUUUAACAGACAUUGUUUUGUAGGCUGUUUUGACAAUAGCUUUUUAUUAUGCCCCCCUUUGAAGAAGAGGGGUAUAUUGCUUUGCACAUGUCUGUCAGUCGGUAGGUCGGUCGGUCCAUCGGUAGACCAAAGCUUGUCCGAGUGAUAACUCAACAAUUCCUGGAUGUAUGGUCAUCAAACUUGACAUGAAGGUUGGGCCUGACCAGUAUAUGACCCCUAUUGAUUUUAGGAGUCAUUGGGUUAAAGGUCAAGGUCACAGUGACUUUGAAUGUGAAAAUGUUGUUUGAGUGAUUACUUGACAUGCCUGCACCCAUGGCCCUCAAACUUGACUUGUAGGUUGAGCCUGACAUGUAGAUUACCCCUGUUGAUUUUAGGGGUCAGCAGGUCAAAGGUCAAGGUCCCAGUGACCUUGAAUGCAUAAAGCUUGUCUAUCUGAUUUCUUGACAAUGCCUGUACCCAUUGCCCUCAAACUUGACAUUUAGGUUUUGGGUGACCAGCUGAUGACUCCUAUGGAUUUUGAGGUCAUAGAGUCAAAGUUCAUGAUGAUAACUAGGGAUGCAAACGAAUGGCAAAACUGAUAUUCGAAUAUACGGUAAUUCUUUUGAUCGAAUAUUCGAUUACCGAAAUACAUAUUUUAGAAGAUGUAGUAAACUAUUAUUAUUUAUCGCAAAAGCAAUACCCUUUUGCAAUACCCGGAGCAUUUUUACAAUACUUUGUCGUAGCCAGUACGUGCAGCGGACCCUGAUUUUCCCCAAAUAAGCCUUUGAAACUCUCCAUUUUCAGGAUGAAUAAAAAAUACAUUAUAAACAACAAAUUCGAAUAAUUUCAAGCCCGCAGCAUUUGUAAACAAUGUGAAAUUAGAUGGAUUCCUAGUCAAAUAGUGUUUUGAGCCAGUAGAAGGUCUUUCCCUAGGACGAGCAGCCUCGUUCUGAAUUUGACCUCUAAAUUGACUAAAUAUAACUAUGGAAAACCCAAUCAACUCCGGAACUAGUAAAGUAAUAAAACAAAAACAUAAAUGGAUUUGACUCAUCUAAUGUACAACAAUAGAGGAAAUAAAUCCUAAACGCUAUACUAUACAUUUACAUUUCAAAGCACGAACAUUGUAUUGAAACAUGGAAAACAGUUUAAAACACAUAUACAUGUAUGUAACAGCAAUAUUGUAGCACAUAGUGUUUUCGUCAUCACGGCGAUUUGAGCUAUGUAUUGCACAGCUUAAUUUACAGCCAAGACAACACAUUGGUGUUAAAGCAGAUUCCUAGCCAGUUUUUGUAAAAGUAGGGGACGUUUUUAAGUGCCCGACGAUAUGUCACUAAUUGACAUAAAUUAUGACGCGUGUUUAGUGUAUUGUCAUCACAUUCACACCUAUGGCAUUAGGGGCCAAUCGUUGUAAAAACAAGACAAACAAACUUUAUAAACAACAACGGUGUUGUAGGCAAAAGGUUUUUAUUCUCUUUAUUGAACUUUUUUCGAAUAUUCGAAUACCGAUUUUGACAUUCCAAUACCAAACGUUUGAUCGAAUAUUCGAUUGCAUCCCUAGUCGUAACUCAUAUUCAUCAUUAAAAUUGUCAUAUUGACUAAUUCCCGGCUGCGGAGAAAAUACAUUUUUAUAUGUAAAUAUCAGUCAUCAUCUGAACAUUAUUAAAAGCUGUACCUACAUGUACUAUCCUCAAACUUUGAUUGGUCAUAUUGUUUUAGCUGCCUCAAAGGCAUCCAUUGUCAAUGACAAAUCAGCUGUCAUUUCGGUCGAUGCAUAUUUGAUUCCAUUGUCCAAAUAAUCCUGAUAACAUGGUGCACAGGGGGGAGGCGGGGCAUAAUGUUUGACAAACAUCUCUUGUUAGAUGUCUAAUUUUGGAGAUUGAAAAUGCCAUUUAAAAGUUAUGUUUACAUUUUAUUGCCUGCAUUUGUACAUAUGCAUGACCAUCAUUUUUUGGUUUACCAUCUCAUACAUUGUGUAUAGUGUCCAUAAAUGUCCAUAUAAAUAAAGAUUGAAAAACU
This is a messenger RNA of Mya arenaria, 3654 nucleotides long. RefSeq names its product transcription elongation factor A protein 1-like. NCBI's taxonomy places the organism in Eukaryota, Metazoa, Mollusca, Bivalvia, Myida, Myidae. Gene Ontology annotation, molecular function: nucleic acid binding; zinc ion binding. The transcript has 9 exons. The coding region runs from base 122 to 994 and encodes 290 amino acids. The record is from RefSeq and is a predicted model, not a curated record. Gene Ontology annotation, cellular component: nucleus. Gene Ontology annotation, biological process: DNA-templated transcription; transcription elongation by RNA polymerase II.